Messenger RNA from Tuber aestivum (summer truffle), 980 nucleotides. Lineage: Eukaryota; Fungi; Ascomycota; Pezizomycetes; Pezizales; Tuberaceae. The record is from the annotation of a GenBank genome assembly.
GUCAGCCGUGUAUUCCGCUCAGCGCUUCCUCGUUACCCCCGCAACCUUUACUUGAGACCUACUCAUCAUCCUCUACAACUCCCCCGCCUUGGUCUUGCCCAACCUAUUCACCAUUCUCUGCACCUCUCCCGUCUUGGUGUUGUUCAACCUAUUCGUACUGAGGUAGGCCUGCGUGCCAACUUUCUUCGUGUAUCUAUAGACAAAUACUGACACCAUAGUUGAAUAGUCAUAUACAACCAAUGGAAGCACUUCCGGAGGAGAAGAUCUGGAGACUCGAUUUGUAGGGUUGGAAAGGGAAUCGAAGACCCCAUUGAAGGAUGAGUCUACAAGAACUUGGGGAAAAGAGUUUCGAGAGGUGGGAGCAGAAGUGGGAGGAGAAAUUGGAGAAGAGAUUCGAGAAAUUGGAGGUGAAGUGGGAGAGGGUUAUGCGGGAUUCAGACAGGAGGCUGGAGAACGGACUUGCACAGAUGAACAAUAAAUUCAGUAUUAUCAAUGGAUGGUUAAGAUUUAUCGUGGCAACAAUCACUGUCGGGGUAUGUUAUCAGUGGAUUUUUAUUACGUGACUUUAGGCUAACAAAUGGGCUAGUUUAUGGGGUUACUCUUAUUCUAUGACCGCUAUUCCGAGGAAAGGCUAUUGAGAAUGCUGUAUGACCAUGAGGCAAGGUUGAAGACAAUAGUUGAAAAUGCCCAGGUCAAGGCGGAGCUAAAAGCUAAGCAUCAGGAAGGGUCGCUUUCUGAUAAGAAUAAGAAGAAAUGACGGGUCCAGAGAAGUCUAGGUUAAUGCUCUUUGUUUAUUGGAUAGUGGUAUGCUUGGUGUGCAUAAUGGAUGUACUCCUAGGGUGGUCAGCAAUGCUGUCUUAAGCUAGAUAUGCAAAUAGUACUGUCCCGCUCACAGAUAUAAUACCAAAUUUGAUGUAAGCGCAUGUGGGUGAAAGGUUUUGUGCCUCUCCCGCAAGUGUCUAAGACACGGGUCAACACCG